Messenger RNA from Xyrichtys novacula (pearly razorfish), 586 nucleotides. NCBI's taxonomy places the organism in Eukaryota, Metazoa, Chordata, Actinopteri, Labriformes, Labridae. The record is from the annotation of a GenBank genome assembly.
AUGGCUCUCAUCGAUGGCGACAAACUCUUGUCUGCCGCCCAUCCUCUGACCAGUACGUCUUCUCAUUUUUUUUAAUGCCUUUACACACACUCUCCUUAAUCGUUUGGCCAUUUUGCUCAGGGUUGCUGAGCUGCCCGCAAUGGUGUCAUCUAGCAUGUCGAUCUGCCACAGCCACAGCCCCUGAGCAAAUCUAUGAAGACAAAAAAUAAAUAAUGUUUAUUGUUAACAUGUAUUCACAUAAUAUGUGUGUGUGUACAUCUUUUAAUGUGGAUAACACUAAUUUUAUGUUCUCUGUAUUGCAGCCCUGAAUCCGAAGCAGGCAGUGCUCAGGUAUAAAAAAAUACUAAAGGUAUUCCGUAAAGGAGGGACCACCAUGGGUGCUGCGUUCUCGACCGUCGGUGUCGAUCGUAACACAGUGGUGGCCACUGCACCCAUCACUGAGCUUUUUAUCGCUGCACCGAACAGGUACAAGGACAUCUUAGAUGCUCACAAAACUGGUCGUGUAAAACUAGCAGUGUUGGCUUCUGAGUGCUCUCUGGCAAUUGAACAGGAUUCUGCUAUAAAGGAGAAUGUGAAAACACUUUAA